UAGGUUCCUCAUUAAGGUGAAAAAACAAUCUUCUGGGUAUCGCCGGCAGCCAUGGCAUCCAAAUUCGCCUCCUUGGGUUUUCUUUUGUUGUCCAUGGCCAUAAUUAGUUCGGCCAUGGCGAAGGAGUACUCAUUCGCCAGCAACCUGGACCCCAAAGUGCUGAGGCUGAAGAAAGAGAAGCUGACCCAUUUUCAUAUGUACUGGCACGACGUCGUGGGCGGGACCAAGCCCACCAGCGUCGCAGUGUUGCCAGGGCUAAGCAACAGCACGUUGUUCGGGCUCGUCAACAUGUUCGACAACCCGUUAACCGUCGGCCCUGACCCCAAAUCCCAGCUCGUGGGGAAGUCACAAGGCCUGUACGCCUCCGCUGCACAGCAGGAAAUCGGGCUUUUGAUGGCCAUGAACUUCGCCUUCACUUACGGUAAAUACAACGGCAGCUCCAUCACUAUCCUCGGUCGGAAUCCCAUUCUCAACACCGUACGAGAAAUGCCGGUCGUCGGAGGAUCCGGCCGCUUCCGUUUCGCCAGAGGCUAUGCUGAGGCCAGAACUCACUUUUUCAACGCCACCUCAUUGGAUGCCAUUGUUGAAUAUAAUAUUUAUGUCUUGCAUUAUUGAUCCAUAUGUCAACUUCCCAUGUAAUUGCUUUGUUUUUCUUUUCCAUCUUAAUAACGUCGUUAUAUGAUUGUUUUUAUUUUUCUUAAUUGAGGCUUUAAUAUUUGAAGUCCUUACCUGA
Molecule: messenger RNA, 733 nt
Organism: Cucurbita pepo subsp. pepo (vegetable marrow)
Lineage: Eukaryota; Viridiplantae; Streptophyta; Magnoliopsida; Cucurbitales; Cucurbitaceae
Product: dirigent protein 22
Source: RefSeq, a predicted model, not a curated record